Cimex lectularius (bed bug) is the source of this 5134-nucleotide messenger RNA. RefSeq names its product C-Jun-amino-terminal kinase-interacting protein 4 (gene syd). Gene Ontology annotation, molecular function: signaling receptor complex adaptor activity; MAP kinase scaffold activity; JUN kinase binding. NCBI's taxonomy places the organism in Eukaryota, Metazoa, Arthropoda, Insecta, Hemiptera, Cimicidae. Gene Ontology annotation, biological process: vesicle-mediated transport. The record is from RefSeq and is a predicted model, not a curated record. Gene Ontology annotation, cellular component: cytoplasm. The coding region runs from base 376 to 4092 and encodes 1238 amino acids. The transcript has 28 exons.
UUAUUUGAAAUAUUAUUUUCUAAAAACGUGUUCUAUAAAACAUUUUUCAGUAUAAUGCGCUCAACUACCUUGUUUAUUGGUAGUUAAUAAGCGGUUACUAUGUUGAAAAUAUUUGGUUUUUUGUCUGAAUAAUAUUGGCCAAAAAUUUUAAAAAACGGCGGCAGAAUAGAAAUCGAUUCACGACCUAAUCACAGUCUGUUGGUACGACUUGACAGGUAAGUAUGAUAGGGGUGGCAGUGCUCCGCAGUCUAGUUUGCAAACUCGAAGAUGGCAGAAGGGUAACGUCAACCAUCCCUUUAUUUCUUAUAAUUAUGACCGUCCGGUAAUUCUUCCGAGGAAUACUUUUUGUCGAACCGGUGUCCAAGACUUCUCGAGAUGGAGGAGGAGAUCGUCUACGGGACCCACGAGGAUUCCCACGUCGUCAUGUCGGACAGGGUCCAGGCCCUGGCUGGUUCUAUUUACCAAGAGUUGGAAAAGAUGAUAGAAAAAUACGACGAGAACGUCGUCAAAGACCUGAUGCCGCUAGUCGUCAACGUUCUCGAGUCCUUGGACCUUUCCUACUCGGAAAACCAAGAGCACCAGGUCGAACUGGAACUACUCAGGGAGGACAACGAACAGCUGGUGACACAGUACGAAAGGGAAAAACAAUUAAGGAAAGCAUCGGAUCAAAAACUUUUGGAGGUGGAGGAUCUUAUCGAAGCAGAGAGGAAAGAAAAGGGAAGUAAAAUUGAAAGCCUCGAGUCAAUCGUUCGAAUGUUAGAGCUCAAGGCAAAAAACUCUUCAGAUCAUGUUUAUCGGUUGGAAGAAAAGGAGCAGGAGAUGAAGAAGGAAUAUUCAAAAUUACACGAACGGUACACAGAGUUGUUCAAGACUCACAUGGACCACCUAGAAAGGACUAAAAUACUCAUGGGGACUGGAGACAGGAUGGACGGACAGACAAGGCAGCGUAUGCCCACUCUCCCGUUCUCUCAUAUGAACAGAUCAUCUGGGCCAGUUUCAUUUGGUUUCCAAUCAUUAGAAAACAAUACCAUGCCAAGCAUCGUACGAGGUGCAGGAAGUCCGGGUGAAUUCCCAACAAUACCCUCCUCACCACCGGAGAGCAACCACUCUACUGCUAGUCUUAGGAAUGAAUUAGAAGUAAUCGAAAAUACAGAAGACGAUACCUCAUUACGAGAAGUAUCAGAAAAAGGCUGGUCAGAAGCAUUAAGUCCCGGAUCGAAAGACCCUUCGCCCGAUAGUUCGGAGGAGUGUCCGCCCCCGCCUGUGAUAACCACACCAGUCGGAAGGAGUACAACAAAAAAAGAACAGAGAAGUGCAAACACUCUCUAUCAGGAGCUUAGUUUCCAAGACGCAGAAGCUUUAGGCGAAAUGGACGAAGGUGCUGACAUCACAGGCGGAUGGGUCCACCCAGGAGAAUAUGCAUCAUCUGACUCAGAAAGCGAGCUAGAUAAUACUUCCGUUAAUGACAAUUUUUUUGGAAUGGGCAAAGAAGUAGAAAAUUUAAUUAUGGAGAACAAUGAACUUCUUGCUACAAAGAAUGCUCUUAACAUUGUGAAAGAUGAUCUCAUUAUUAAAGUUGAUGAACUUACCAGUGAACAAGAAAUUCUACGUGAAGAGAAAAAAUUGUUAAAAACGGAAAAUGCUCAACUUCAGCAACGGUUAGCUGAAAAGGAAGAGGAAUUGAAGAGAGUUAAAGAAGAAGCGGAAAAGCAAGCUAAAUCUAAUAAAUCGGAUGAUGAGGAGGAUGUUCCGAUGGCGCAGAGAAAGAGGUUCACGAGGGUCGAAAUGGCAAGAGUACUUAUGGAAAGAAAUCAAUACAAAGAGAGAUUCAUGGAACUUCAAGAAGCAGUCCGGUUCACUGAAAUGAUGAGAGCGUCGCGAAACAAUGAAACCGACCUUGACAAAAAGAGCAAACAGAGUGUCUGGAAGUUCUUCAGCAGUCUUUUUAGCAGUAAUGACCGAGAAAUAGUUACUGCGAGAAAUCAUCACUCCACAAUUGGUUUAAGGUAUAAUAAACCCACUCGACACAUAAGCCCUGCAUUAGACACAAUGAGGAAAAAAUCUCUUCACGAAAGGAAAAGAGGCCUUGAGUUAUCCGACUCAGGGGAAUUAAAUUUUGAGAAGAUACAAGCAAAGAGAGCAGGCGAACGUAGAGAACAAUUGAGGUCUGUACAAGCCCAUGUGCGCAAGGACGACGGUAGGCUUCACGCGUACGGAUGGUCCCUUCCCGCUAAAAGUGGAACAACACCACCCAAACCUCAAAACACGGGAACGCCACAAGUUCCAGUCCCGGUCCCAGUAUACUGUCGUCCUCUAAUGGAAAAAGAAGACGGAAUGAAGGUUUGGUGUGCAACUGGAGUCAACCUUGCAGGUGGGCGUACUCAGGAUGGUGGUGAAAUCGUUGGUGCUAGUGUAUUUUACAGUAAAUCCCUUAACAACGAGUGUGAAACUACCAAAGAUGAACCAAUUUCAAGCCCGGUGGAACAGUUAGAAAAAGACAUAGAAGAAGGUGAAAGGCAGAGGAAAGAAAGCCAAGAACAACUGUCUUCCCUAGUUUGGAUCUGUACGAGUGCCAGGUCCAAUAGUCACGUCACUGUGAUAGAAGCUAAUAACCCUGCUGAUAUACUUUUAGCAUUUAGAGUUUGCCAGUCUUAUAUCCUUUGUAUAGCUAGUGUACCUGGGGCCUGCGAGGGUGAUUAUCCAUCCGAGGAUGAACCACAGGAUGUGAGAACCAGUGAACCCGAUUCUCCAAAGGAAGAGAAUUGCGAAGAUAUCGAAAAAGAAAAUGAAGGGGAAGAGGAGAAGAAAAAAGAAACAGAACAAGCUGGAAUCGGAAAAAUAACAUUCGUGAGUUGCGCUACAGGUAGCGAAGACGCUUCUACCCUCCCUCCAGCCGAGCCGCCGAAUGAAACGGCUCAUUCAGACAACAUCGAACCAAUCGACACCAACGCAAAUGAAUUACCUGGCACGCCACUGCAGAGAAGGCUAGUCAAGGAAUACAAGGAGGGUUUGCUCAAGGAUGGUGUUAUGCCAACACCUACAGUAAAUGAUUUAGCCAAUGAAGAGCUAGAAAAGGCGAGCAGUAUUUUGCCAACAAUGUGGCUCGGGGCUCAGAACGGUUGCAUAUUUGUUCAUUCUGCUGUGUCAAAUUGGAAAAAGUGCCUCCACUCGAUCAAAUUGAAAGAUGCUGUACUAAGUAUAGUUCAUGUGCGAGGUAGAGUUUUGUGUUCCGUCGCUGAUUGCACAGUCGCAAUAUUUAGACGAGGCAGUGACGGCCAGUGGGAUCUCAACCAUUACCACAUAGUUCAUCUCGGCCCACCUCAGCAAUCCAUGCGAUGCCUGUUAGUAGUGCACAACAAAGUAUGGUGUGGCUACAAAAAUAAAAUACUCGUGCUUGAUCCACAAUCGAUGGCUGUUCAGAAAACUCUCGACGUCCAUCCGAGGAAAGAAAGCCAUGUAAAGUUAAUGGCAUGGGUCGGUGAUGGUGUCUGGGUGUCUAUCAGAUUAGACUCGACACUCCGGCUUUACCACGCCCAUACAUACGAGCACCUACAGGAUGUUGAUAUAGAACCCUACGUCAGCAAAAUGCUAGCAGUCAUACCCUCAGGAGCUGGAAAAUUGGGGUUUUCUUUUGUCAGAAUCACCGCGCUCUUAAUAUCAUGUUCAAGGCUUUGGAUUGGAACCGGGAAUGGAGUUAUUAUUUCAGUUCCAUUAUCGGAAAGUGGUACUGUCAAUCCAAAUAAAGUACCUGGAGCGGUAGUGAAUGUUUUUGCAGAUCCAGCCACGUCGCAUUUAACUCCUGCCAGUUUCGUUCCUUACUGUUCGAUGCAACAUGCCCAGUUGUCUUUCCACGGUCAUAGAGAUUCCGUCAAAUUCUUUGUUGCAGUUCCCGGUUGUGGAGGAAUGUCUGCAGCGACGGCGACAAAUACAACAUCCCCGAUAAUUAAUAACAACAAUGAAAACGAUAAACCGCAGUCUAUGCUUGUGAUGUCCGGCGGUGAGGGAUACAUCGAUUUCAGAGUUGUUGACGAUGGAGAGGAACCUAAGGAUGGAGCCUCUCAUCUAAUAGUGUGGCAGUUGCUCCUUCGGUGAUGACGAUGAUGAUGAUACCUCUGUCGAAAAGAAAAGUGAUCCGUGUUAUCUUAUAGUGUGGCAGGUGACGCCUCCAAACAAUUAAUCGACAGCAAGUUUUUAUUUUACUUUUAUAUGUAAUUUUUAAUAUUCAACUUUAAUAUACUUAAUGAUUGGUUUUAACGUAUUCACAAUUGAGAGUAUAUUGCAAUGAUGAAAAAUUAUUUAAUUGUUAAAUGAUUGUGUCAAGAUGUAAGCGGAUAAAAUUAUGGGCCCCUCUCACAUUUUUUUUAAUGUUUAAAUUACCCAAUAUGAAAGAUUAAUGAGGGAUUGCUUAUUGAAUAUGCUGACCAGGGUGAAUUUUUAGGUCAAAGCUCAAACGAAGAAUUAUUGGCAAAGUUAAUAACAUUUGGUGUAAAAUUAUAUUUAAAAAAAAGUAAUGAAUGUUAUUUUGAGAUUGUUACCUUUGUAUGAUAAAAAUUUAUAUGUGCUUUUCUUGAGCAAGCAUUAAAUAAGCAAAAAAUUAUCAGUUGAAAUUAUAGUGACUAUAUAAAUAAAUAAAAAGAACAAUGAUACAAUUACAGUUACAAAUUAAACAAGUGAGAUUUUCAAAGCUAAAAAUAGAAAAUAAAGUAGUUAAUUAAACAAGAUUAAUAUUUUUGUAGAAAGAUUGAAUGUGCAAUCUAGUUCAUUAAAUGGUUUUUGUUAGAAAUCAAAUUACAUAAAUUAUAAUUGUUAUAAUAAUUUAAUGUUAUAAUAAUUUCAGGAUUGUUUGGCGAUUUGUUAUCGUAAAUAUAAGCUUGUGAUAUUUAUAUUUAUAUGUUACAUAUAUAUGUUAAUAACUAAUUUUAAUAAGAUUAAUUUAUUGGGUUUUGUUUUAACUUGUAGAGUGCACAGUCUGUAAAUAUUCAGUUGCAUUUUUUCGCCUGGUGAGUAACAAAAAUUAUUACGUUGUUAAAUGACUUAAUUUGUACAUUUGUAGAUGAAUGUUAUAAGUAGGGAUAUGUAAAUUCCCAGGAAGGGAAGCAUUUUUAUUUAUAUACAUUUUUAUUGAAAAACUUUA